AUGUCGGAAACAGCCGAUGCCGUGAGGAACACGGUUGCUGGCCCCGCAGCGGCUGCCGGCGAUUCGGAGAAAGGACCGAACAGGAAGGGGGAAGCGGGGGUGUCCGAGGAAACCCGCCAGUGGUCUGCUGAACAUGAUCUUGUGUAUCCGGAAGGAGGAUGGACGGCUUGGUCCCAGGUCCUUGCCGGCAACAUGCUCAACGCUCUUGCCUGGGGCUACCCAGCAACAUUUGGCGUUUACCAGCUAUACUACACCCAGAAGCUGAAUUUGCCCUCGGCCCAGGUCUCGUGGAUCGGCUCCAUUCAGAUAUUCCUGACUUUUGCGAUUUGCACCAUUUCUGGCCGGUUGACUGAUGCCGGCUACGCACGACAGGCAGUAAUGGUGGGGUGCACUGUCGUUGUCUUUGGCACCUUCAUGACCAGUUUGUGCACCGAGUAUUGGCAGAUCAUGCUUGCCCAAGGUAUCUGUACCGGCAUGGGCUUGGGCGUCCUGUUCAUGCCAAGUGUCGCCAUCAUUGGGUCCUACUUUAAGGAGAGGAGAUCUUUGGCUUUGGCGAUUUCUGCCACGGGCACUGGCGUUGGCAGCCUGAUCUUUCCCUCGACACUGCAGUAUCUCAUUCCUCAAAUCGGCUUCCCCUGGGCUGUGCGCUGCUCAGCCUUCGUCGCGCUCGCUGUUUCUAUCAUCGCAAACGUACUGUUACGCCCGCGACUCCCACCGCGAAAGUCGGGUCCUCUUGUCGAGUGGGCGGCAUUCCGAGAAGGUCCAUACAUCUUGUUUGCACUAGGCGUUUUCCUCUACUUCAUGGCGUUGUACUUCGGCUUCUUUUAUAUCAAUACCUACGCGCGAAACGUCGUUGGCUUCUCAACGACCGAGUCAGUGUCCCUACUUCUCAUCACCAACGGUAUGGGCAUCCCAAGCCGACCGGUUGUCGGAUACGUGGCUGAUCGUCACCUUGGUCCGAUCAAUACUUUCAUGUUGAUGACGUUCCUUCUGGGAUGCAUGGAGUUUGCCUGGAUAGGAGUAAAGACGCGGACUGGCAUGUACAUCUUCAGUGUCUUCUUUGGCUUGUCCAAUGGGGCGGCACAGGGCGUGUUUGUAGGGGCCUUGGCAAGUCUGACGUCUGAUCCGCAGAAGAUGGGCACACGGUUCGGCAUGAUAGCGACAUUGUCGGGCUUUGCGUCUCUGGCUGGACCGCCAACAGCUGGUGCCAUUAUCGAUAGGUCAGGUGGGCAGUAUCUCUGGGCUCAGGUCUGGGGUGGAGUGGUAAUCAUAGCAGGCUCGCUGACACUUGGAGCGGCGAGAGUAGCAAAAACGGGAAAGGCUCCGAGAGCCAAGUUGUGA
Colletotrichum truncatum is the source of this 1341-nucleotide messenger RNA. Its product is annotated as MFS monocarboxylate transporter. Gene Ontology annotation, biological process: transmembrane transport. Gene Ontology annotation, molecular function: transmembrane transporter activity. The record is from RefSeq and is a predicted model, not a curated record. Gene Ontology annotation, cellular component: membrane. NCBI's taxonomy places the organism in Eukaryota, Fungi, Ascomycota, Sordariomycetes, Glomerellales, Glomerellaceae.